ACAUCAGCCCGGGACUCGCCGCCAGAGUAAAUACCAGCUCUACCCGCUCGGCUAUAUAAGGGGGGUGAUGCAACCGCGGCGAGAGGCAGAGGCGCGGGGAGCGCGAGCGGGAGCUGCUCUCCCGCCGGCGGAGCGGGCACGGGAGAGAAAGCGGGCGCGGCGGGGUCGGCGAGCAGCCCCGGCCGGCCGGCGGCGGACCGAAGCAAAAUGAUGGUCCAACACUCUGGCCAGGUAUCUGCAUUAGAAGUCAGCGCCUCCGCAAUUGUUCCCACUUUGUCCCCUGCAGGAUCAUUGGGGUUUGAUGAUUUCACAAAUUUAACCCCAUUGGUGAAAGAGGAACUUAGAUUCGCCAUCCAAAACAAACGUCAGUCCCACAGGAUGUCUUCUACUUUGGAUACGGUGACUGUGUCCGAAAGGCCGAUGGAAUCAUCGAUCAUGAAAACAGAGUUUUCUCCUGAAGAGGAUGAAAGAAAAAAGCGAAGAAGGGAAAGGAACAAAAUUGCUGCCGCAAAGUGCCGAAACAAAAAGAAGGAGAAAACAGAAUGUUUGCAGAAGGAAUCGGAAAAGCUGGAAACUAUCAAUGCGGAAUUAAAAGCCCAGAUUGAAGAGCUAAAGAAUGAGAAGCAGCAUUUGAUAUACAUGCUAAAUCUUCACAGGCCCACCUGUAUAGUUCGGGCACAAAAUGGAAGGACACCUGAAGAUGAAAGGAAUCUUUUUAUUCAACAGAUCAAAGAAGGAACAUUACAAGGUUAAGUGAUAUGGCAAAUGUGGAAAUAUUUAUAGUAUGUUUUAACAGCUACGGAAUCCACAGAGGAUCUGACUUAUGUGUAGGAUUCUAUUAGUAAAGAGCGUUUAGGAAGGGCAGAUUGCUUUCUUAAGCAGAAAGAAUCAUUUUUGGCUUGUCAGAGAUACUUCCCCUUGGAAGAUCUGGUCUCAGUCAAACUGAAGAGCCUUCUGCCUCAAAUAUAGGUUUUGCACCUGUCAUACUUGCUGUUCCUAGGAGCUACAGACAACAGCUUCAGAAGAUUUAGCUCUCUGCUAGUAUACAGUAUCUGCACUCACGACGUUUGUGCUAGAACACUAUGACUUCGAUGAUGCACAUGGUACAUACAGCUGUGCUGGAUGGACACUACUUUUCCUUGUGGCUGGCAGGGAAAGCAGACAGAGUAUUUUUAAAGUUUUGUAGUUUCCAGGAGGAUGGUUUCUGGCAGAAUGUACUGAUAUGUAAUUUUGCAUUCUAACCUAACACACACACAAACACACAAAAAGCGUUUAGUUCCAAUUAAGCUUUGUAACUUUUUUUCACAACACUUGUGUGUUUUUUUUUUCCUAUGACUCAUCUCAGAGACUGAAUUUGAUAAGUCCUAGUAGGUGUGACAAAGAAAGGUUUCUUGCAAAAUAUCCAUGUAGCUAAGUUGGUAUUUUAGGAGCUGGAACCCCAUCUAUUAUCCUUUGGGAAGUACAGUGUUUCCUUGCAUUCAGGAGAGCAUUUGGUACCAUCACUUGGCAACUGGGUGAAUUGGACCCACUGGAAAGAGGAAAGUAAUUAUGAAGGGAUUUUGAUAUGGUUUUGCCCAAGCAAAGAACUGCAGGACUGAAUCCCAGGUUCAUGAACCACGAAAGGUUUACAAAAAAAAAUCAUCUGGGAUCUAAUCCUACAAGCCUUAACCCUCACUGACAGAAGAAGUUCCAUGACCUGUAGUGAUCUGGUUAUACAGAUAGCUCUCAGGAGUAAGACCUAGACAAAGCUUUUGCCAUCCUUGUCAGGAUUGCUUCCUUUUGCCAGAUGAUUCAGAGGGGAAAAAUUAUGAUUGCAGCUACUUUUAUUUUACGUUUAGGUGGUAACUACAGUCAAUCAAAAGUGUUACUUAGAAUCUGAAGGAGACAAGAGUUCUGAUGUAGUGAAUAAUUGUUCUCAUUUUUUAUUAAAUACUAACCUUAGAUGUUUCUGAACUAGUAGAAGAGCUGCUGGACAAUACAGUUGGAGCUACGAGUGUUUAAAUUCUGAUGUUUCUGUGAAAUUCUCAGAUUGUUUAAUUCUACGAAAUAGAUCCUUACAAUUUUUUGUAAAAGAAAAUAUCCUUAUUUAUCACUAAUAUCAUAAUGAGUAAAGUUAAUAAAUACUGCAAGCAAGUUAAAACUGAAAACACAAGUGUUGUGCUGUCUUUUUACUUUCAUGUCUUGGUGUUUAAUAUUAUAUAUUCCUAAACUUCAGGAGUUGCAAGUGACACCACUUAACCUUCAUCAUCUCCACAGAUGAGGCACUGAGUAUCUUGAAUGAUUGGGUGUAGAGAAUAUACCUCUCAAAAUUCUGUAUCUUGAUCAAUGGUGUCUAGCUGCUCAACGUCACAAUUUAAAUGGAGCUUACAGUACAUAAUAUUUUACACCAGUUAUGCAGUUUUGAAAUUGUGGUUUUAUUCUAAAGGCUAAACUUAAAGAUACCUCAGCCAUAAGCUUCUUCCUCUGCAAGUCCUGGCUGAAUGUAUCAGAUAUCACGCCUGAUCCUUAUAUGAUCUUUAUAUUCUGCAACAGAACUUCUUAGUACAUUUUCCUAAGAUCUGGAUAUAUUGUAAUGUCCUAUAUCAUGUUUAAAAGCUAUGUACUUCAUAUAUCUGAAAAAUGAAUGUAUUAAAAAGACAACACGCUAGGUCUGAUUCUGU
Numida meleagris (helmeted guineafowl) is the source of this 2660-nucleotide messenger RNA. It is a transcript of the gene ATF3, whose product is annotated as activating transcription factor 3. Gene Ontology annotation, cellular component: nucleus. Gene Ontology annotation, molecular function: RNA polymerase II cis-regulatory region sequence-specific DNA binding; DNA-binding transcription factor activity, RNA polymerase II-specific. The transcript is spliced from 4 exons. Gene Ontology annotation, biological process: regulation of transcription by RNA polymerase II. The record is from RefSeq and is a predicted model, not a curated record. Bases 208 to 753 code for a protein of 181 amino acids. Lineage: Eukaryota; Metazoa; Chordata; Aves; Galliformes; Numididae.